AGAACACAUCUGCUUUCCUGUGUGAGGGUGAGGCUUGGGCCGGGUUCCCCGGGAGGCUCAUCUCCAUUGCGCAGCGCUACGGCGACCCGCAACUCCGAGGCUCGGCUGGAUGUUGAGAGUUGAGGGAGCAGCCGUUUCGGGUGGGCCCAGGCGAGGAGCUGACAGGAAUCGGCGUGGGUCCCGCUCUGGACUACAUUUCCCAGAGGGCCUGGUGGCCUGCCACUUUUCUCGCAGGAAUUCGAACGUUUCGUCACUCCUGGCGGGACCCUUAGAUCUGGGAGGAAACCUCUCUGAGGUCUGGUCAGAUUCCAACCCUGGACAGCAGUGAACACAACCUUUCCCCUGAGCCACUGGAAUUGGACAGAAUGCCCCAUUCUCCUCUGAUCUCCAUUCCUCAUGUGUGGUGUCACCCAGAAGAGGAGGAAAGAAUGCAUGAUGAACUUCUACAAGCAGUAUCCAAGGGGCCGGUGAUGUUCAGGGAUGUUUCCAUAGACUUCUCUCAAGAGGAAUGGGAAUGCCUGGACGCUGAUCAGAUGAAUUUAUACAAAGAAGUGAUGUUGGAGAAUUUCAGCAACCUGGUUUCAGUGGGACUUUCCAAUUCUAAGCCAGCUGUGAUCUCCUUAUUGGAACAAGGAAAAGAGCCCUGGAUGGUUGAUAGAGAGCUGACUAGAGGCCUGUGUUCAGAUCUGGAAUCAAUGUGUGAGACCAAAAUAUUAUCUCUAAAGAAGAGACAUUUCAGUCAAGUAAUAAUUACCCGUGAAGACAUGUCUACUUUUAUUCAGCCCACAUUUCUUAUUCCACCUCAAAAAACUAUGAGUGAAGAGAAACCAUGGGAAUGUAAGAUAUGUGGAAAGACCUUUAAUCAAAACUCACAAUUUAUCCAACAUCAGAGAAUUCAUUUUGGUGAAAAACACUAUGAAUCUAAGGAGUAUGGGAAGUCCUUUAGUCGUGGCUCACUCGUUACUCGACAUCAGAGGAUUCACACUGGUAAAAAACCCUAUGAAUGUAAGGAAUGUGGCAAGGCUUUUAGUUGUAGUUCAUAUUUUUCUCAACAUCAGAGGAUUCACACUGGUGAGAAACCCUAUGAAUGUAAGGAAUGUGGAAAAGCCUUUAAGUAUUGCUCAAACCUUAAUGAUCAUCAGAGAAUUCACACUGGUGAGAAACCCUAUGAAUGUAAAGUAUGUGGAAAAGCCUUUACUAAAAGUUCACAACUUUUUCUACAUCUGAGAAUUCAUACUGGUGAGAAACCUUAUGAAUGUAAAGAAUGUGGGAAAGCCUUUACUCAACACUCAAGGCUUAUUCAGCAUCAGAGAAUGCAUACUGGUGAGAAACCUUAUGAAUGUAAGCAGUGUGGGAAGGCCUUUAAUAGUGCCUCAACACUUACUAACCAUCACAGAAUUCAUGCUGGUGAGAAGCUCUAUGAAUGUGAAGAAUGUAGAAAGGCCUUUAUUCAGAGCUCAGAACUUAUUCAACAUCAGAGAAUCCAUACAGAUGAAAAACCAUAUGAAUGUAAUGAAUGUGGGAAGGCCUUUAAUAAAGGCUCAAAUCUUACUCGACAUCAGAGAAUUCACACUGGUGAGAAACCCUAUGACUGUAAGGAAUGUGGAAAGGCUUUUGGUAGUCGCUCUGACCUCAUUCGCCAUGAGGGAAUUCAUACUGGUUGAAUGACAGUAAAGUAAGACCAUUUUGUUAACCUUUAUAAUAAUUUUUUUAAAACAGGUAAGGAGAACAAAUUAGGAUACAUAUUAUCAAAGGUUCUCCUAUGUAUUCGUUUUUAAACGAUACGAUAACAAAGUACCAAGUACCAAAACCUUGGUGGCUUAAAACAAGAGAAAUUUAUUCUCUCAUAGUUUAGAGCCUGGAAAUCUAAACUCAAGGGUGCUGAUCGUUUUGGUUCCUUCUGAGGACUCUGAGGAUCUGUUCUAUGCCUUUUUCCUAACCUCUGUUAACAGCUGGCAGUCCUUGGCAUUCCAUGGCUUUUACAUACACCAUUCCAAUCUCUGCCUCCAUCUUCACAUUGCAUUCUCGCUGUGUAUCUCUGUGUAUGUCUUUUAUUUGGACACCAGUCAGGUUAGAUUGGGGUUACCUGGUGACCUCAUCUUAACUUGAUUAUAUCUGCCAAGACCCUGUUUCCAAGUAAGGUCACAUUUACCGGUACCAGGGGUUAGGACUUCAGCAUAUCUUUUUAGGGGAUACAGUUCAACCCAUAAUACCCUGUUAGAAUGAUUUUGUCUAAUAUAUUUGUAAUUUCCUUUUAUACAUAAGUUGUUAGUCAAAUUUAUUUUAUUUUAUUUUAUUUUGAGACAGAGUCUCGCUCUGUUGCCCAGGCUGGAGUGCAGUGGUGUGAUCUCAGCUCACUGCAACCUCCAGCUCCUGAGUUCAAGCGAUUCUUGUGCCUCAGCCUCUCAAGUAGUUGGGAUUACAGGCAUGCGCCACCAUGCCCGGCUAAUUUUUUUUUUUUUUUUUUUUGUAUUUUUAGUAGCGACGGGGUUUCACCAUGUUGGCCAGGCUGGUCUUGAACUCCUGACUUCAAGUGAUCUGCCCGCCUCAGCCUCCCAAAGUGCUGGGAUUACAGACGUGAGCCACCGUGAUGGCCAAAACAGACUUUAUACCAACAAAAAUUAAAAAGGACAAAGAAGGUCAUUUAUAAUGAUAAAGGAUAAAUUCAACAAGAAGAUAAAACAAUCCUAAAUAUGUAUGCACCCAACACUGCAACACCCAGAUCCAUAACACAGAUACUACUAGACCUAAGAAAAGAGAUAGACAGCAAUACAACAAUAGCAGGGGACUUCACCACUCCAUUGACAGCACUAGACAGAUCACUGGGACAGAAAUCAACAAAGAAACUCUGGACUUAAAUUGGACUCUACACCAAAUGGACCCAACAGACAUCUGAAGAACAUUCUACCCAACAACCACAGAAUAUAUACUCUUCUCUUCUGUGCAUGGAACAUUCUCAAAAAUAGGUCAUAUACUGGACCACAAAGCAAGUAUCAAUAAAUUUUAAAAAAACAAAAUCAUAUCUAACAUCUUCUCUGACCAUAGUGGAAUAAAACUAGAUAUCAAUACCAAGAGGAACUCUCAAAACAGAUACAUGGAAUUUAAACAGCUUGCUCCUGAAUGAUUUUUGGAUCAAUGAUGAAACUAAGGUGGAAAUUUAAAAUUUUUUGAAAUAAAUGAAAAUAGAGACAAAACACAUGAAAACAUCUGAGAUACAGCAAAAGCAGUGCUAAGAGAGGAUUUUAUAGCAUUAAAUGCCUACACCAAAAAGAUAGAAAAAUCUCAAAUGAAUAGCCUAACGUCACAUCUCAAGGAACUAGGAAAAAACAAAACAAACUCAACCCAAAGCUGGCAGAAGAAAAGCAAUAACAAAUAUCAGAGCAGGCAAAAAUGAGACUGAGAACAAAGGAAUGCAAAAGAUCAAUAAAAGAAAAAGUUGGUUCUUUGCAAAGAUAAAACUGACAGACCACUAGCUAGAUUAACCAAGAAAAAAAGAAGAUUCAAAUAAAUACAAUCAGAAAUGAUAAGGUGAUAUUAUAACUGAUAACACAGACAUAUAAAAUAUCAGCAGAAACUAUAUGCACAUAUUAGAAAACCUAGAGGAAGUGGAUAAAUUCCUAGAAACACAUAACCUUCCAAGAUUGAACCAGGGAGAAAUAGGAAUCCUCAACAGACUACUGAGUAUUGAAAUUGAAUCAGUAAUAGAAAAAAAUCUUGCAAAAACAAAAAGCCCAGGACCAGACAGAUUCACAGCUGAAUUCUACUAGACAUGCAAGGAAGAACUAGUAACAGCACUAUUGAAACUAUUCCAAAAAUUAUAGGAGGGAAUCCUCCCUAACUCAUUCUACAAAGCCAGUAUCAUCCUGAUACUGAAGCCAGGCAAGGAUAAAACACACAAAAAAACUACAAGCCAAUAUCCCUGAUGAAAAUAGACACAAAAAUCUUCAGCAAAAUACUAGCAAACCAAAUCAAACAGUACAUAAAAAAGAUAGUAACAGCACAGUCAAGUGGAUUUUAUUCCUGGGGUGUAAGGAUGGCUCAACAUAUGCAACUCAAUACAUGAUUCAUCACAUACACAGAAUUAAAAAUAAGCCAGGCACUCACACCUGUAAUCCCAGCACUUUGCAAGGCCAAGGCGGGCAGAUCACAUGAUGUCAAGAGUUUGAGACCAGUCUGGCUGACAUGGCGAAACCCUGUCUCUACUAAAAAUAGAAAAAUUGGCUGGGCAUGGUGGCAGGCACUGUAGUCCCAGCUACUUGGGAGGCUGAGGCAGGAGAAUUACUUGAACCUGAGAAGCGGAGGUUGCAGUGAGCUGAGAUAGUGCCAUUGCACUCCAGCCUGGGCAACAGAGCAAAUUGCUUGAAUGUGGGAGGUGGAGGUUGCAGUGAGCCGAGAUUAUGCCAUUGCACUCCAGCCGGGGGAGCAACAAAGCCAGACUCCAUCUCAAAAAAAAACCAAAAAAAAUCCUAUUUAGUACAAGGUACAUUAUUUAGGUAAUGAGUCCAUUAAAAGCCAACACUUUCCCCACUACACUAUAUGUGUAUGUAACACAACUGCCCUUGUAACUUCCUAAACCUAUAAUUAAGAAACAAUAAAAGGCAAAUUAAGAAUGCUUUUUUAAAAGGUGGGGGCAUUAUGCUAAUAAGUUACUGUGGAUUUCAGAGUGCAGAGUAGAAAGAUCACAAGAAUUUAGUGUGGUAGGUGGGAACAGAAAAUGGGUGUAUAAAUUUUAUUGACGUGGGAGUACUGGAUAUUGUAGAGACAGAUAUCAUCAGGGCAAGGAGAUUAAAGAUUUUUGCAUUGACGGUUUGACACUAUAUUGUGGUAAUAACACUGUAUGUGUUGGGAGAUAGAACAGGAAACAUCUUCCCUGGAAUAUGUAUACUAUUAAAUGUUUUAUCAAACUUUUGAUCAAACAAGACAGCACAAUUUAUAAUUUCAUUUCUAUUUCUAUGUUAUGAGAAACUGAUCAUUUAUUCAAAUGUUUAACAGGCAUGUUCAUGUUACUAUAAACUCUUCUGUUUCACCAUCA
Molecule: messenger RNA, 5032 nt
Organism: Homo sapiens (human)
Lineage: Eukaryota; Metazoa; Chordata; Mammalia; Primates; Hominidae
Gene: ZNF829
Product: zinc finger protein 829
Exons: 6
Coding region: 366-1664 (432 amino acids)
Biological process (GO): regulation of DNA-templated transcription
Cellular component (GO): nucleus
Source: RefSeq, marked validated